AUGCAGCAACAAGAGACCCCCAGAUCAGAAUCUGGCCACCACGCAGUCGUAUUCGGCUGCACCGGCAUUAAUGGCUGGGCCCUGAUUAACCAGCUGCUGUCCAACUACCCCUCCCCUGGCUCAUUCUCUCGAGUGACAGCGAUUGCGAACCGUGCGUUCACAGCAGACGAGGCCCAGUGGCCGAAGGACGAUCGUCUGCAAAUCGUGUCCGGCGUGGAUCUGCUCGUCGGGGACGAUGCAGCCCUAGAGAAGACACUGACGGAGAAGAUCCCCUCCGUCGAGACAAUCAGCCAUGUGUACUACGCAGCCUACCGCGCCAGCGACAACCCCGCCGAGGAAUGUCGUCUGAACAAAGAGAUGCUUCGCGCAGCAGUCCAGACCCUCGAGACUCUUUCCCCACAGCUAUCCUUCGCUUACGGCGUCUACCUGCUGGACAAGUUCCCAUUCCGGAACCAGAUCCCCCUGAGCGAAGACCUCCCUCGUGUUCCCGCCGAAUACGCCAAGGAUCUCUUCUACUACCAUGAAGUGGAUCUUCUGCACGAGCUAUCCGCGAACAAGUCCUGGUCGUGGUGUGAAGUGCGGCCGGAUGUGAUUGUCGGCGUCGCCCCCUUCGGCAACGCCAACUGCAUGGCCCAAACACUAGGCAUCUACCUAAGCAUCUACCGACACAUCCACGGCGCCAACGCCCGCAUCCCCUUCCCCGGCACCACCACCUCCUGGAACAUCCACUCCACCGACUCCAACCAAGACCUGAUCGCGCGAUUCUGCAUCCACCUCUCCCUACACCCCUCCCCGCGCACCGCCAUCCACACCCGCGCCUUCAACAUCGCCGACAGCGCGCGCCCCGUCCCCUGGAGCGAGCGCUGGCCCGCCCUCGCCGCACAUUUCGGCCUCGUCGGGGUGGGACCCCAGGAAGGUAGUCUGCACCCGACGGAGUUUGUGGAGAGGAACUGGGAGGCCGUGAACCGGGUUUGUGAGGAGAGGGGGCUGCGGGCGGAGGUGCUCUGGAAAAGUGUGCAUAAUACGGGGGCCAGGCUGGGGAGUUUGAGAUUGAUGGAUUUCGAUAGGCCGUUUGAUCUGGCGAGGGCGAGGGGGGUCGGGUUUGCCGAGGAGUUGGGGGUGGGCGAGAGUUGGGGGAGGGCGUUUGAGAGAGUUAGAGGGGCCGGGGUUUUGCUUUGA
This is a messenger RNA of Aspergillus heteromorphus CBS 117.55, 1179 nucleotides long. RefSeq names its product SDR family oxidoreductase. The record is from RefSeq and is a predicted model, not a curated record. The transcript is spliced from 4 exons. NCBI's taxonomy places the organism in Eukaryota, Fungi, Ascomycota, Eurotiomycetes, Eurotiales, Aspergillaceae. Bases 1 to 1179 code for a protein of 392 amino acids.